Molecule: messenger RNA, 11458 nt
Organism: Solenopsis invicta (red fire ant)
Lineage: Eukaryota; Metazoa; Arthropoda; Insecta; Hymenoptera; Formicidae
Gene: Cubn
Product: cubilin
Exons: 53
Coding region: 92-11323 (3743 amino acids)
Molecular function (GO): calcium ion binding
Source: RefSeq, a predicted model, not a curated record
ACGACCUGUCUUUUAGGUAAAAGUUCCGAGAGAAUCCGACAAGGCAUAACAGAAUAAUAUUUGGUUUACUAAGUUUCAAACUGUUGUUGGCAUGGCUCUUGCAUCGUUGUGGUACCUGUUAUUGUAUCUCAGUUUAUGCACGGCAUGGAUGGAUGAGAGACCAGUUCUGGAGUCUCGGGACGGACAUCUAUUAAUCUCCAGCGCGAAGGACAGAAACAUUACGCUGAAGAUAAUAGGGAGCGGUUAUAUAAACGUUAAUGAAAUCAAUCUGCUUCACGUAGCCUCGGCGGCGCAAAAUGCAACGCGGGUCAUCGACAGGUGGCGGAUGGGAUAUUUGGCUGAGAUGGAGACCUCUCUUCAACAACUAACGACUAUAGUGACAGGCACUACAGGCUUACAGAGAAGAGUCUCUUUACUCGAGAGAAAUAUCGACAUGAACAAUACAAUUCGCCCAGGAAACAGAUCACGUAUACCGGUUGUAUUACCGAAUAUAGCCAGAAGCAAUAUUCGUCGUAUCAAUUUCCGACUUAAGCUAUUGGAGGACUCACUUAGAAAUGUAGAAAGAUUGCUCCGAGAGAACGAGUGCCAAAGUAACCCAUGUCAAAAUGGCGGUACCUGUGAGGAUCUCUAUGACGGCUAUCAAUGUCAUUGUCCAUCAAAUUGGGAGGGGCCUAAUUGUAUGACGGAUGUCAACGAGUGCGCGAGGUUCCUUGGUACGGAUCUUGGAUGUCAAAACAGAGCAACUUGUCGUAAUUUGCCUGGAUCUUAUCGAUGCGACUGCUUGGCGGGAUGGUUUGGUCUCCAUUGUACGCAGAAAACAUCGAUUUGCAAUACAGAGAAUUCCGAAGCGCUCUGCGGCGAGCACGGUGUAUGCGUCGCCAAAAGUAGUUCUUCAUUUGGAUAUACGUGCAUUUGCGAUCAAGGAUGGGAAAGUGACGGCACAAGUCCAGCUUGUACUAAAGAUGUAGACGAAUGUGCAGCGUCUCAUCCACCAUGCUCCGUAAAUCCACCGGUACCAUGUCUCAAUACUCGCGGCUCAUUCACUUGCGGUGCCUGUCCGCACGGCUAUAGUGGAAACGGCUAUUAUUGUACCGACAUUGACGAGUGCCUCAUUAACAACGGCGGUUGCAGUGCCUCGCCUUAUGUACAAUGUAUAAACACAAUGGGUUCUAGAACAUGCGGUGCUUGUCCUCCGGGGUACCGUGGCGACGGCGUGAGUUGCAUUUUUGUCGGUGGUUGUGCCAUCAACAAUGGCGGAUGCCAUCCAUUAGCCACCUGUAUCGAAAAUCCAUCGCUUUCAAGUUCUUACGUGCUAUGCAGUUGCCCACCGAAUUACGUUGGUAAUGGAAUGGGACCAAACGGCUGCCAAUUAACUGAUGUAUCACUUAAUACGGCGUGUUCUAGCAACCCCUGCGUUCAUGGCACAUGCGUGCCAAACGGUGCACAUGGUUUCACCUGCACGUGCAAUCCGGGAUACUCGGGAUCUACAUGCCACAUACCGACCAAUCCGUGCUCGCCAAAUCCUUGUCGAAAUAGUGGCAUUUGCACCGUUUUAAGCGGACAGGCAACGUGUCAAUGUACACCUAGCUUCACAGGAACCAGGUGCGAAACGUCACGGCAAACGUGCGGCGGUGUGUUACGGAAUCCCAUGGGAACACUUCAGUUCCCCAUGGGCGGCAGUACUUACCAGCACGGAUUGAGUUGCGCCUGGGUGUUAAUCACGGAACGCUCCAAGGUUCUGAACGUUACCUUUACGGCUUUUAAUCUUGAGCAGUCGACAGAGUGCAAGUUUGACUUCCUACAGAUUCACGAUGGUAGAAAUGCUGGCAGUCAAAUGAUCAAUAGAUUCUGCGGUAACACGUUGCCUAACGGAAACGGAACAAUUAUCUCGUCCCAUAACACCCUUUAUUUGUGGUUCCAUUCGGACAACAGUGUAUCUCACGACGGAUUCACCCUUCGUUGGAAUAGCAUUAAUCCUAUUUGUGGAGGAGUUUUAGAAGAUAAUUACGGUACAAUCAUAUCUCCCGGUUCGCCUGGAAGAUAUCCUCCAAACAGAGACUGCUUCUGGAGAAUCAGUGUCGCUACCUCGAAAAGGAUUCAAUUCCAUUUUGGUCAGCUGAUGCUCGAGGAAAAUUGUCAGAAAGACUACUUGGAAAUUACCGGUACAGAAGAAGAACGUCUAGGACUUUUUUGCAAUCACACUCGUCCACCGCCUCUAAUUACACCGAAUUCUGAAGUUACUGUUCAUUUUCAUUCCGAUAAUACUAAUCAAGAUGCUGGCUUUCAAAUCCAUUACUCGACGAUUGAAGGUGUACCUGGUUGCUCUGGAAUUUAUACCAGUGCCACUGGAAUGAUCAGUUCACCAGGUCACUCAACGUCGUAUCAACCAAACAUGGAAUGUGAAUGGAAGAUACAAUUGCCGCCAAACGAACGGAUCCGAGCAUCAUGGCUAAAAUUUGAUCUCGAAACUUCCAACAAUUGUCAGUUUGACUUUGUCGAGAUUUACGAUGGACCCGAUACGCUUUCUCCAUUACUUGGUAGAUACUGUGGCUCGGAUAUGCCGCCAGCGAUCAAGUCAAGUUCGAAUAAUUUACUUGUCGUUUUCAAAUCCGAUUGGUCUUUUGAAGCGGAAGGUUUUACAUUGUCGUAUGAAACUUUAUGCGGCGGCGAUUUCGUUGAGAAUACCGGAAUCAUUAAGUCGCCCUUUUAUCCGGAACCUUAUCAUCAUUCAAGAACGUGUAUUUACGACAUCAUACAACCGCUCGGCAAAGGAAUCAUAUUAACUAUAGAAGAUUUGAACAUCGAAGGCAGAGAUGAUUACUGCUUCUACGAUUACGUUCAGAUUUUUGACGGUGAUAAUGAAAAUGCUACGCAACUCGCCAAAUUAUGCGGUGAACACAUUCCAGACAUUCCUUAUUAUUCCACGCAUAAUUGGAUGCAUAUAAAGUUUACUACCGAUAGCAGUGUCAAUGGUCGAGGUUUCAAAGCGAAUUACACCACUAUCGAUCGCAGGUGUGGCGGAUUACUGAAGGAUCCAAACCGCAUAAUUCAACCACCCAUUGAAAAUGGAGCUUACGUUGAUAAUGAGGAAUGCAUCUGGACUAUUGUAGCGCCACCAGGAUAUGUAAUACAUCUCACCUGGUUAUCAUUUAGCUUAGAACGAAGUCCGAGUCACCUUGGUCACCUUGGUGAUUGUCUCCUUGAUUACGUCGAAAUUUAUGAAAACUACAGCUCGUCUAAUCAGAGCGCAAUAGCCAAAUACUGUGGCACAAAUAAACCACCCGAUUUAACGACUCAGGACCGUCUACUUACUAUGAUCUUCCACACUGAUUCAUCUGUUACAAGUGAUGGAUUCACUGCCACAUAUUCUUUCUUGGACAUGUCGAAGGUCUGCGGCGGUCAUUAUUCAAAGUCAAACGGCAUUAUUAGAUCGCCAAAUUACCCUAAUCCUUAUCCGAACAACAAGGAGUGCGUUUGGAUUAUCGAAGCACGAAACAGAUAUAGAAUUAUACUCACGGUCGAUCACUUCAAAUUAGAAAAACAUGCAGAUUGCGCAUUUGAUUACUUAGAAAUUAGGAAUGGUGGAUAUGAAUCUUCGCCGUUACUUGGCAAAUUCUGUGGCACAGAUAUACCUACCGAAAUACCGAGUCAAUCCAAUCAAAUGUAUAUUAAAUUCGUUUCGGAUUUCUCGAGAACAAUGGAAGGUUUCGAAAUACGAUGGGAUAGUACGACGCAAGGAUGUGGCAGUACAUUGUCUGGAGUAACUGGGAGUAUUAUAUCUCCAAAUUAUCCUGAACCUUAUUCAACGAAUGCGGAUUGCUAUUGGAAGAUCGCUGUGGCAGCAAGUAGUUUAGUGCAACUCGACAUAAUGGAUCUUGAGCUUGAGCAAUACGAUCGAAAUAAUAUUUGCCGAUAUGACUUUAUCGAAAUAUAUGAUGGCAUCAGUCCUCGUACAAAUGCAAGACGUUAUUGCGGCAGCCCGUAUCCGAAGUUUAUACAAUCUAAAUCCAAUGAAAUGACUAUUCGUUUCCACAGCGACUUCAGUAAUUCCGGCCGCGGUUUCCAUUUGAAAUACGAAACACAAUGUCACAGAGCGAGCAAAUUACACGGUUAUUACGGUGUGAUAGAAUCACCAAAUUUCCCCAAUAAAUAUGAGGACUCGGCAAACUGUAGUUGGAUUAUUGAGGCUCCGAUUGGUAACACAAUUAAUUUAACUUUCUCGCACUUUGAUCUCGAAAGAGGCCAAGAUCCAAAGUGCGUAUAUGAUUAUGUCAAUAUUAUGGAAGGCGACAAUGACACUCCCAAUAAUAAUUUGGGUCAAUUUUGUGGGACUAUCGAUCUCCCAAUGAAAAUUAAUUCAAUGCAACAUCAAGUGUUUGUAACGUUUAUUACGGACUCUUUUAUUGCCUUCAAUGGUUUCCGGCUCGAAUGGACGGUGCAUGGAUGUGGCGGAUAUUUGAAUAAACCAGUUGGUAGUUUCACGUCGCCUGGAUAUCCGUCAGCUUAUCCAAUGAAUGUUGACUGCGAAUGGCUGAUCGAAGUGGAUCACACGCACAGCGUUGAACUGACACUUCACGAUGUUAAUACUGAGAAACGCAAAGGCUGUUCCUCCGAUAAUGUUCAAGUCUUUGAGGGUGAAAACGCAGAUGCUCCAAGUAUGGUCAAGCUUUGUUAUACGGAGAAACCAGUGACAUAUACUAGUUCCGGAAACAAAAUGUUCAUCAAAUUUCACUCGGACUCAGUGUACGCUAAUCGAGGAUUUAACGCCAGUUAUAAAAGCGUUCCUAUUCAAUGUGGUGGUAAAUUUACAACAGUCUCGGGCAUUAUUCACUCAACUGAUUAUCCUCAGAAUUAUCCCCACCUUCAGAAUUGUGAAUGGUUGCUAGAAGUUGAUAGUAAUCAUCUCGUGAAUCUUACAUUCUUGGACUUUGAUAUUGAGAUCAGUGCAAAUUGCUCUGAUGAUUAUGUUCAGAUCUUUGAUGGCCCAACAAGAGAUGACACGUUAUUGGGAAGACAUUGUAGCAAUCAGCUACCACCGACCUAUAUUUCAAGUAGCAAUCAAAUGUUAGUAGUUAUGAGGAGCGAUAGCAUUGUUACAGCCAAAGGUUUCAAAGCUCAAUACACUCGAGCCUGCGGUGCUCGUAUAAUUGUGAAAGAUCACGGUUUUCUUACACCCUCGACCGGCCGUACCGAUAUGCAUGACGACACUAAUUGUACAUGGACAUUGAUAGCUGAAAAUCCAGCCGAUCAUAUAACUAUCACUUUCACCCAUAUGGAUAUUGAUCUACAUGAGCCAGAGGAAUUACCCCCGUCAUCAAAUCCUUGUUUUUACGUCUCCCUCCAGGUAUUCGAGGGGGAGAGCAUAGAUGGACCACGUUUAGGAAAAUGGUGCAAUUACGUUGCUCCUCCGCCAACCACGAGUACCGGAAAUUCGCUCACGCUACAAUUAACAGUAAAAAACGAGUUCAUAGGUCACUUCGUCGCUGUAUACUCUGUCUUGAAUAACGCUUGCGGCGGAAACUAUACAUCCGAACAAGGAAUAAUUACUUCGCCUACUUAUCCAAACAGCUAUCCCUUAAACGCAGAAUGCAUUUGGAUUUUGAAUACAUCCCCUGGUAACAAGAUUACUCUGACGUUUUCCGAGUUUGAUAUCGAGUCGAGCGAAAACUGCGAUCUAGACUAUCUGGAGAUACGAGAGAAUAGUGAAAUGGGAAAGCUCAUUAGCGUUUCUUGCGGCAAAGAUGCCGCAGAUAUUACAUCCUCGAACAAAUUGUGGAUCAAGUUUAAAAGCGAUGGUUCAGGUACUGCCAAGGGUUUUCAGGCUGAAUAUAAUCUCAUUGGAGGAAACGAACUUGAAGGAUCAUUAGGACGCAUUACCUCGCCGUUAUAUCCAAUGCCGUAUAGGCGAACUGCUGCAUUCUCGUGGCGUAUCACUGUUGACAUGGAUUCGGUUAUACAUAUUAAAUUCACAGAUUUACGGAUAGAAAACGAACGCCAAUAUUGUCUUAAUAAUAUUAAAAUAUAUGACGGAUAUAAUAACGAAGCACCGGAACUACUAGAAGUAUGUGGCUACACUUUGCCAGAUCCUGUAGACUCAUCCAGCAAUGUGGCUUACAUCACGAUGUCGACCGAAGUUGGCAGACAGGGAAGUUGGUUUGAUCUCACCUGGCUUCAAUUACCAAGAAAUAUUUCCGAUCCACUUAAUAAAGAAAUCAAAUUGUCGGAGUGUAACAAAGAAAUAGCUUUAAUGGGCGAGCGCAACAAUACCUAUUCCUUUAGUUCUCCUGGUUGGCCAACCGGCUAUGCUCACAAUUUGCAUUGCAAUUGGGUCUUCACAUCGCCACCUGGAACACAUUUAGUAUUGAGAAUAAUAACUAUGGAUAUUGAAGAAUCCAGUAAUUGUGUAGCGGAUUCGGUUUCUGUUUAUUCGGGAAAUGCAUUGACGUCGACAGCCGAUGCUCAUUUAGAAAAUAAAUUAUGCUUGGCGAACUCUAGUAUGACUUCAACCAAAGCGACCAAUGUGAUGACGGUGAAAUUCGAAACGGAUUGGUUCGUCAAUAAAACUGGCUUCAGCGCAUACGUAUAUCGAGAUUGUGGAGGUCAGUUAACCGAACCCAACGGCGUAAUUGAAUACGACAAUUCUACUUAUGUAUUAGCGAUGCGUACAUGGAAUUUCAAUUGUGAAUGGACCGUGACAGUGAAACCUGGCAGAACUAUCAAAGUUCAGAUUACCGAUAUGUCAAUACAAGAAAUGCCUGAUCAUGUAUGCGGUGAUAAUUACUUGCUGUUCAAAAAUGGAGACGAAGCACACUCGCCUCUAUUAGGCGCCGGAAAGUAUUGCGGUGAAGUAUUACCAGCGGAAUUAGAAACCACCGGAAAUCGUUUAUAUAUUAAAGCUGCUGGUAGUGGCUUUGGUUUUCACUUUAAGCUUACUUACAGAGAAGUAAGAAUGAGCUGUGGCGGAGAGUUUAUUUUGACAGGCGGCCAGAAAAAAUGGGAAAUAUCAUCGCCUAAUUAUCCAAACAUCCCUCCAACUUAUGCUGAAUGCAUUUGGAAAGCUACUGCUCCAGCUGGUGAAAGGCUCACUAUCCAUUUUGUGGAAAGAUUCGAUUUGAGUUUAACUGAAGAUUGCGAAGGAGAAUACGUUGAAAUAAGAGAUGGUGGAACCGAUGGUUCGAAACUUAUGGGAAGAUUUUGUAAAGACGUAGCACCCAGUAGUAUGAGUACUAGUGGCAACAUGAUGUAUGUCCAUUUCUAUACGGAUGUGCCAGAACCUAAGAAUGGUUUCAAAGCUGUAAUUACUUCAGGAGAGGUUUGUGGUGGAAUUUUACGUGCUACCAGUGGUGUCAUUGAAUCUCCGAAUUAUCCGCAUCCAUAUCCUAUAAAUCAGAACUGUUCGUGGAUGAUAGUAGCGCCGUCAGAUCACACUUUGAAAUUACAAUUUCGCGAUUUAAAGCUUCCUGGCUAUUAUAAUUGCCCUUUGACUGAUCACGUUAGAAUUGGAGAAAAAAUCGUAGAAAGUGACAAUAAUUCAGAAAUUCGUACAAUUGGCACAUAUUGCGGUCUUGAACAACCGGAUAUAAUUGAGUCAUCGACAAACGAAGUGUAUGUAUACUUUAACAGUGACGGCAGAGAACUUGUGAGUUACAAAGGCUUCAGUCUAAAUUUCACCUCUAGCCAAGAAACAUGCGGAGGUGCAUUAACCUCAUUUAAUGGAAUAAUUAAAUCACCCGGAUAUCCUAAUCCACGUAAAAGAACAAGACAUUGCGAUUGGAAAAUUACGUUACCGAUUGGUUUUCAAGUUGUGGUGGACAUUUUGGACAUAGACAUUGUUAGCCAACCUGGAAUGGGAGGGUAUGCACUUACGUUCUUUAACGAUUUCCGCUAUAGAUCAAAGAUCAAAAUCUUAGGACAAGGCGCUAGUAUAGAGGAGAUAAGAAGUUCCAGUAAUACUAUGAAUAUCGGCUAUUGGUCCUCCGCCGGACAUCGAGGUUUCAAACUUCGAUACACUGCUACGGCUCCUGCCCCUUGUGGUAGAAAUCUAAGAGAAAUUGAAGGCAAUAUAACAGGUCCUACAAAAUUGCCUUUUAAUCAAUCUUCGUAUAUUUGCCAUUGGAAAUUGGAACCACCCGAAAAUAUGGUCGCUUCCACUGACGGUUUAACAUUGUCAUUAAAAGUCACUGGAAUUUUAGGCGGACCUAGCUAUCGUGAAUUUUCUAAUCACAUUAGAAGACAAUGCAUUUAUCCUCAAUAUAUUGAACUUCAAGAUAUUGGAAUGUUAUGUGGAAAUAUAACAGAACCGAGAUAUUUGAGAAGCCCGAAAUUAAUCAACGAAUUGACGAUAAUAAAUGGUACUUAUGGAAGACAUAUGGCGUUUGAUUUACAAUAUAAAUGGCAAGCUUGUGGUGGUAUUUUACGAGGACCAGGGCCUGACACCAUCAAAUCCCCAACAAACAUUUCUUAUCCGAUAAACUGCGUUUGGCACAUAGAUUAUCCCGAAGGAGAAACAAUCAAACUUUCUUUCACUAAACUUGAACUUGAAAGUAACUGUGACAAGAAUUACCUUACUAUUAAGAACGGUGGACCGACGGCGCCACAGAUGGCAAAGCACUGUCUUCAUACAACUCAACUUGACAAAUACGAUAUUCACAGUAUAUCAAAUCAGCUAUGGAUAGAAUAUUUUGCAUCUGAGGGUACAGGCAGUUUCGAGUUUAAUGUGAUGAUUGUCACUGCUGGCUGCGGUGGAUCCUUACAAGGUCGCAAUCGCGAAAUCGCAUCUCCGGGGUAUCCCAAGCAAUAUCCAAAUAACGGCGAGUGUGCGUGGGAGAUAAUAGCUAGCAAUGGCUAUCAUAUAGGUUUAACUUUCGUCGACCGGUUCCACCUAGAAACUAGUCCUAAUUGUGAAAAAGACUAUGUGCAGGUAUUUGAUUGGAUAACGGAAGAAGGAAAUUCUAACAAUGAGGAAUGGAAGAGUAUUGGAAAAGUUUGCGGCAGAAAUACACCUACGCCCUUUAAUUCGACAUCGAAUCGCAUGAAAGUGAUUUUUCAUUCGAAUGAGGCAGUACAGUCAGACGGUUUCCGUGCUGUCUGGGGCGAGAAUUGCGGUGGUAUUUUUCAAGCGACUGAAAAAGUCAAUACUAUUUUUUCGCCGUCAUAUCCAAACCUCUAUCCACCCAACAUUUUCUGUAACUACACUAUCGUCGCUCCAAACGAUGACAUUAUCAUCGAGUUCACGGAGUUCUCGCUCGAGCGUGUAGGAGAUUGUCGUUUCGACAAUGUUACCAUUAAGAAGCAAAAUAUGUAUAUGAUGGAUGACUCGGAAACUUUUUGCGGCAACACUAAACCACCGCUUUCGAAAUCUAUUUCAAAAAUAGAGAUUCUUUUCAUGACUGACAAAUACGUGCAGAGUACUGGUUUUCAGUUUAAAUACUUCCUCAAUAGAUGCGGUGGUAUAAUCACAAAUCCCACCGAGAUUAAGCCUUUCAUGCACAGAGAAGAAUACUUUGAGGGUAUGAAUUGCACUUGGAUCAUUAGAGCACCUCAAGACAAGAGUAUACUUGUGCGUUUUGAGAAGUUUAUUCUAGAAUUUAGCAUAAAUUGUUAUUUCGAUUACGUCGCCAUUUACGAGGGCGAUUCUAUUGAUGAUGAAAAACGAUCUGCCCUUGUUUGUGGAAACUUGACCGACAAUUUACCAACGUUUAAAUCCGAGUCUAAUUCUAUGGUCAUUGUUUUUAAUGCUGACAAUUCGAGGAACUUCGAAGGUUUUUCAGCCAAAGUAUUAUUUACGACAAAUCCAGCCGGUGGUUGUGGAGGAUUAGUUAAUUUAACUUCGGUUCAAUCUAAAUCGUUCAGAACUCAACAGGCGGCGACUUAUCAACCAUUUGAAGAAUGCCAUUGGACUGUAGUGACAUCACCAGGCAAAAAUAUAAGAUUUACAAUUAAUAGUAUAGAUAUAAAGAACUCAUAUAAUAAUAUUACACAACGUGAUAAAUGUAAUGGUGAUUAUCUCGAGAUUCGAGAUGGCGGUGGAAUUUAUAGCGAACUUAUUGACCGAUUUUGCGGGAAUAUAGUGCCAUCUCCUAGAGUAACUGCAUCAAAUAAAUUGUGGAUUAGAUUUUAUAGUGACGGCACUGUUGAAGGUGCCGGUGUAACAGCUACGUUGGAAACUGUUGAUUCAAUGUGUGGCUUAAGUACUCGAAUAGCAAACGAGACAAAUCAUGUACUUACUUCACCGGAUUAUCCAAAUACGCAUUUAGCUGGAACACAAUGUCGUUGGACUUUGGAAUUUGAAGAUGAAUAUAGUGAUAGGAUGCGAAUUCGAUUUAUAGACUUUGAUUUGGCAGAUUCUGACAAAUGUGAAAACGAGUAUUUAGAAAUUACUGAACAAAACAUAUUAAUAAGUGAAGGCUUCGGAACACAGUUUAUUUAUAGUGGCUUAAGAAACCACCCAAUUACCGUCGAGAUGGGUAGUAAUUUACCUUACUCCACGUAUAGAUAUUGCGGUAGCGAAUUGCCACAUGAUUACUACAGCCACAGCAACCGUGUCAAAGUCACAUUUAAAUCGUUAUCCAACGAUCACAGAGGCUUUAAACUAGAAUACAGUACAGCGAAUUGCGAUCGAAAUUAUACGAGCGAGCAGGGUCGAAUUUAUCAUAAGGGAUUUAAAAGCUGCUGGAUGACGAUCACCGUUCCAGCAACUCGUACCAUUUCUUUGUACUUCAAUCACUUUAGCAUGUACGACAGUGAGCAGUGCACGCACAACGCAUUGCAAAUACAUGACGGUGAUUCAAGUGGACCGCUUAUAACGACGCAGUGUGGCUCGACGAUACCAAACCCGAUUUUCAGUACCGGCAAUAAACUCACUUUGCACUCCUGGACCGAGAGCGCCGCUCCUUAUCAUAGUUAUGACAUCAUUUAUACGACCACGGAUGCAGGUCGAGGUUGCGGCGGUCGUAUAUUCAAUUUCGGUGGCAGAUUUACGUCACCGUUGUAUCCCAAUGUAUAUCGCAACAAUACUGUAUGUACUUGGGACGUGAGUGUACCGCGAGGCUUCAAGAUCAUUCUUCAGUUCCUUGUCUUCGACAUUGGCACGAAGAAGAACUGCGCCUCCAAUCAUGUCAAAGUUUACGACGUUGUUCCCAGUGGAGAACUUUUACAUAGUACUUAUUGCGGCGGGGAUGAUCCAGCAAGACUCGAGACUGAUACUAAUCGAGUUCUUGUAAGAUACACUUCGACAGUGAACAAUAUUGGAUCGGGAUGGGUUAUUGUAUUUAUGGCACAAUCGAAUGAGCAUCCUAUCGACCUAUUACCGGAACAUUACUAAAAAGGCACAAAUACAAUUAUACAUUUUAUAACGUUUGUCUAUAAAUUUUGCUUUUAAAAACGUUUUUUCCGCAUUCCAAAAUUUAUAAUUGUAUAAUUUACUAUAGAUAGAUAAAAAUAAAUAAGUUUGCUAAUA